GGAGAGUCAGGGAGUCAACGUGGGUGUGGGGGACAUAAAGGGUUCUUGUAGAGAGAGAGAGUUAGUUUUGGUGGAGAGAAGUGGGUCUUCAGUUCUAGAGAGAGAGAGAUGGGUGGGAAGAAGGCGUUGAUGGGGAUGAGAGAUGUUUCGAGCUGCAGCACUUACAACUAUGGCGACGCCCUUUACUGGGACACUCGCUAUAUACAAGAAGCAGGCCCCUUUGAUUGGUAUCAGCGUUACUCUGCUCUUCGCCCCUUUAUUCACAGAUAUAUCCCCAAGUCUUCUCCAAUACUCAUGCUUGGCUGUGGAAAUGCAGUGAUGUCAGAAGACAUGGUGAAGGAUGGAUAUGAAGACAUAGUAAAUAUUGACAUUUCAUCAGUUGUCAUUGACAUGAUGAUAAAGAAGUACGAGCAUGUUCCCCAGCUAAAAUACAUGCAAAUGGAUGUUAGGGAUAUGAGUUUUUUCUUCAAUGAUUCAUUUGAUAGUAUUAUUGACAAAGGCACUCUGGAUUCACUAAUGUGUGGCACCAAUGCUCCAAUAAGUGCUGCCCAGAUGUUGGGGGAAGUGAGCAGGCUUCUUAAACCUGGAGGAAUAUAUAUGUUGAUUACCUAUGGUGAUCCAUCCGUGAGGAUGCCUCACUUGAACCAAUCAAAGUAUGGCUGGAAGAUUACAUUAUAUAUAAUACGUAUACGGCAACCAUAUCUGGGGUUAAAUCUAUGGGGGCGAAUGUCCCAAUGGAGCUCACUACAUGCAACUCACACCCUUGCUGUUGGGAAGAACUUGGUGGAUGUCCCUUAUAUAUGUGCCUUAUAGAAUAAUAACAUACACCCCUCGCGUGUAAUAUACUACCGAAAAUACUCAAAGUUUUGAAUUGGUUUGAAUAUGUUAGAAGGUUUCGCAAGGCUCUGGACCAGGCUUUGCCCAGGCCUAGCCCAGCCAUGGAGCUGGGUUCAAGGGCCCUGGCCUGGCUCAAUGGCAAGUUGUUGCCUUGCUGAACUAGGGACUAUUUUAUGUUGCUUGGGUGAGCCGUGAUGCAGGACCCAGGCCCAGGCAAUGGGCCGUUAAAAGUUGGAUUUACUAGUUUAACUACUAGAAGGAGCAGGUUCCAACUCUUAGGUAUUUCAAUUCAGUGGAUUUACUAGUUUAAAUUAGAAGAGAUUGAAAUUGUUUUACCAUAAAAUACCGUAGGGAGCAUUGCUGGGACUUUGCUCCCUAUUGCUGCUCUGGUAAUCUUUUUAGUUUUGGCUGCUAAACCAUAAGAAGUAAGUUAUUUAUACAGAUCUCUAUAGGUCAACGAAAAAUUAGCUAAAUGAAAAUUGGGACCCAUGUGGCAUCCUGAUUGUGGUCCCAUAACCUGCAAACAAGUGUAAUAAAUUAGAGCAGUUAAAGUUUUCGUGGGGAUACUAUGUAUUUAUUGCUUAAAACUGAUAAAAUCCAGAAAGGUCAUCUCCACGAUGUGAUCUAUAUAUCAUUUCCUUUGGAAUUUGACCUACUGGCAGUUAGUACAUAAGCUGUAAGCUGCAAUUUGAAGUGAUUAUCCAUGCUUGCUUUUCAUUAGAUAUAUUUCUUUACUGAAAACAUUUUAAUAUUUGUGUUAGGGCUUAGGCAUUCACAUGGCUCCAUUAAUGUGUCCAGGUGAUUUAAUAUCUGAUGGAUUUGUAGCAAAAGCUUAUGACUGAUAAUCUAGGCCAUAGUUUUAGUGGAAAUACUACCGAGUUUUUUAUAGACCAUAGGGCCAAGCUGUUUCCUACAUUUAAAUCACGAACUUUGAAUGCUUGAGUCUUUUCUCGAAACAGAGAGAGAGUUUCAAAAAUAUCGAGAUCAAUAGGGAUACCAGUGCCACUUAGAUGAAAGGUCAUAAAAUGAUGUCCACAUUCAACAACACUUUCAAUGUUCAGCAUAUUAAUGCAACAUUAAUCAAAAGUCCUGCAGAUAACGAAUACUAAAAUUGAUCCUCUAAGCAUAAAUUGGACUUUGAUCAGAUAUGGGUCUAAGAAAGAACAUGUCGCCUGAAAUUUUAUACACGCGUGUUGAUAAGGAAACUCAUAAACAUUCCAAGAGGCAAACUUUUGAAAUAUCAACACAUUACAUCUUCUAUUUCAAACUUCAUUAACCUUUUUCCAUGAGCUAAAGCAGGCCAAAGUGUUUCAAUAUGCAGGUUUAGAUACCUGUGCUGACUGAUAUUCAAAUAUUCUGGAAAAUUGGAUACUUCUGAAAGUCAUUUCGUGAUAACUCUCUGUAUUUAAUAGGUUAACAUUAUCAAAAAAAAAAUAUAACUCUCUGUAUUUAAUGCUUUGAUUUCUCUCACGUAAGCUUCAUUAGUCUGGUAUUUUGCUUUAUCGAACAAAAUCCAUUCCUUUGUUGAACAAUUGUCAUGUACAUAUUUCACAUGCAUGAAUGAAAUUCCUUCUUCUUCUUUUUUCCUUCUAGUUAGGUCAGCCUAGGAGCAUAGGACACAGUGUUACAAUCAUCAACACUGUAACCGAUCCUACUAGUGCCCAAUUCCACCAAGAAAAAGAAAAAAAAGAGUGGACAGGUCUGCUUGGUUUAUUUUGAGCAAAAAUUUCAACGGUCGUGCCCCUGACCUCCUGCUUACAAACCUUAGGUGUACACCACUAGGCUAGAGCCUUAGGGACAACAUGGAUGAAAUUCUUGUGCAUGUCAAGAUUUAGGCCUAGUUUGGACAUACUGCCUAUUCUUGAGCAAGUGGUUUCCAUGACUAGUUUUAAUUGGGUUAAAGGGAAACAGGUUUUGUUUAGUGACUUCGGGAGACUUUUGCAGUGUUUUACAAUGGAUGGGGAGAGAUGUGACUUACUCAUGAGUAGGCUGGAGCAGACCAAAUAUUUAGUUAAAUUCAUUGAUAGUUUAUUUAUUAAGGAAACGGCGCUUACUCAUAAAUAGCAGUCUGUCCAGACUGGUUUUACAUGCCAAAUUGCAAUUGAAUAAUACAUGGCAAACUACAUACUUCCACAUGGUCCUACUUGCAUUGCUGAUUUCAGAUAUGUACAAGUAUUUUAGACUUGAAACCAAGAAACUAGGGAAUUCAUUGAAUCAGAGUUUUCACAUAAAAGAUUUUGUUUACCAGGAAUGCUUCCAUACUAUGUAAAAUUAUGAGAAAUUUUUUGACAAGCCAUAUGGCACUUUUUUUUUGACAAGCCAUAUGGCACUUACACAAGCAAUGCCAGUCCAAAAGAUAUAACACCCUUAUAACUAAUAACUAAUAAUGACUUAACACUGAAAGUGACAUGUCCAAGGCGACUGUUACCCACAAAAAAUCGUUACAUAUGCAAGGCAAAUUGCUGUAGAACUGCUCCUAGACGUGCAUGGACCAAUCAUGCACUCUAUAUGGGUGAGAAAUGAUGAAAGAUUAUUAAACAAGAUAAAUUUAUGAAACCACACCCAAGAGAUUCGCUCUUUAACGUUUCAUGCAUUCCUCUUAUCAUGCUUUCAAAUAGCCCAUCAAACGUGCACAUCACAAUGGCUCAUAAAUUAGAGUGGUAAAUUCGAAUUUUGCCCCCUCCAUCAUAACCGUCGUGGGUUUUAGGAAAAACUACUUUGGCUUUUUUGAAGUGGUUUUGUUACCCUUUAAUUUAUAGGAUGCAUUUGUUUUAUGUAGAUAAAAUUUCCGAUGAAUAAUUUUGGUAAUGCCAACCCCACCUUAAAACUCUCUUUCUCUGUCUCCCUCCCUUGGUGUGUGCUGGGCAAUCGACGGAAACAAGACUGCCCCAUGUGCAGCCAUCAACUUUUGCCUCCAUCUUUCAAGACUAACCAGUUUCCGGCCUCCUAUAGAUGGGUCUAACCUUCUCAUUCUCAGGGAAUUCACUGAGAAUCCCCAAAGCCCAGUCACACACUCUCUCUGUCUAAUACUCUACAUUAAAAUCCCAAACUUCUCUCUCUCCCCUCCCCACCCCCCCUACGCCAAACCCCAUUACACUUGCCCAUAAAAAAACUAUGAACUAACCCUACAUUCCUCCCCAUUCAAGCCUUUUCUUGUAAGUUCAUCCCCACCUUCCAAACCUGAAUUUAUGGCUGCCUAGCGGAUUCAGGCUAGGGUAUGAAGACCUCCUAUCUACCCCACAUGGCCCACUGUUUUGAACAAUUAGAGGCCGAAAUGAACAAUGACCAAUCCAUUUAGCCUUGGAAACUCUCUAGUAUGAACCUUCUUACCUUGCCUCUUGGGUUGAGUCCAUCCUCUUCGAGUUAAACCUCACAGAAAUUUUGGCCACCUCUGGUUUUCCCCGUGAAUUUCAGUUGUCAGAAAAUGGGUUUUUUGCUUAAAAUUGGAACCAUGGGUCAUUUUCCCAUGGUUUCUCCCAAAAGGCUGUGUGUUUUGAUCAUAAUUUUCCCAUGGUUAUUUUGGGAAUAAAUUAUUUUCUAUUGGGUUCUUUUGUUUGCGUGGUCAAACUACUGCAGCACGCACAGCCAAUUUAUAUAUGUUCUUUUUUAUAGGAAAACCAAAGUAUUUUUCCUAAAAACUAAAAGGUGUGGUUUCUAUAUGGUUGCAACCUUACACAAUCCAAUU
Molecule: messenger RNA, 4522 nt
Organism: Amborella trichopoda
Lineage: Eukaryota; Viridiplantae; Streptophyta; Magnoliopsida; Amborellales; Amborellaceae
Product: S-adenosyl-L-methionine-dependent methyltransferases superfamily protein
Molecular function (GO): S-adenosylmethionine-dependent methyltransferase activity
Source: RefSeq, a predicted model, not a curated record